Dentiscutata heterogama is the source of this 1359-nucleotide messenger RNA. Lineage: Eukaryota; Fungi; Glomeromycota; Glomeromycetes; Diversisporales; Gigasporaceae. The record is from the annotation of a GenBank genome assembly.
AUGUCAGAAAGUACACAAACUUCAAGUUCCGAGCAUAAUGAUACGACUCCGUCAAUGCGAAGAAAAAAAGCCACGAGGGCUUGUUUCCAUUGUCAGAAAGCUCAUUUGACCUGCGACGAUUCUAGACCCUGCCAGCGGUGUAUUAAACGAGAUCUAGCGGCCUCAUGUACUGAUGGUAUUCGCAAAAAGGCAAAGUACUUGCAAGAUUCACAUUAUGAUGUGUAUGAAAUAAUCGAUCAUAAAUUUUAUUACAAUAACUCUACACCGACUCCCAUUGAACAACAAUCUACCAAACAACAAUUUCCACCUACUCCUGUACUUACACAUCCUCCAACGCCUUUGCAACAAACUCACCCCGGACCAUUUACCACAUAUCACGAAAAUACUGCUUCGUCCUCGCUCAUUGACAAUAAUCAACAAUUUAUGCUGACGGUUUUUAUGCAUAAUGGAUUUCAACCAACACCUAGUGAGUAUAUUCAAACUGAUAUAGCGUUCCAUAAUGAUAAUAUUGUGGAUCCUAGUACGUUAUUUGGCCCAGAAAGCUAUUCUCUUGCAACUGUUAACUAUGGUUUCGGAUCUGAGGCCGUGAACCUUGAAUACUCAAUCCUAAGCAAUAUGUUAUCCACGGCUUCUACAGAGUCGUUAGGUCCACAUAACGGUUUCGCAGAUAUUGGUAUGAUCGAUCAGAAUUGGCAACAACCACAGUUACCACGUACGACAAGUCCUGUCAUGACGACAGCUGGUGGUAUGAACGGAGGUAGUACCAGUCAAAAAAGAGAAAGUUCUGGAAAAAAGAAAAUGAGUUCAAAUACACCGGAAAAUGUUUAUGCGAAUGUCAAAGCGCCAUUUUCAUAUACAGAAGGAUUUCAUUAUUUGGUAAAUUGGGUUAAAGAGAGAAUUGUAAGAGCGUUGGCUACAUUUCGGCCAUCGUUUAUUGCACUCAUAAUGAACUUGACUGAAGAAGAUUUGAUCUUCAUGGAAAAAUGUUUCCAGAGAACAAUUUUAGAAUUUGAGAAGCUUAUAAGUUUUUCUGGAACACCAACGGUUGUUUGGCGUCGAACAGGAGAGAUUGCCUUAGUGGGCAAGGAAUUUUUGUUACUAACACAAUGGACUAAAGACCAAUUACUUGGUAAAACAACGUAUAUAUAUGAGGUCAUGGAUAAUCAAUCUGCUGUAGAAUACUGGGAAAAAUUUGCGGCACAUGCAUUUGAUAAUUCAAGACAGUCCGUAAUGACUACAUGCAUUCUUAUGAGACCAUCUGGGAUGCCAGUUCCCUGUGCUUUCUGUUUUACAAUCAAACGAGAUAUAUUUGAUAUUCCGUUAGCUAUUGUAGGAAACUUUUUACCAAUCCUAAGUUGA